AUGAACAUGCUGGCAGAUGCGUUUUACAAAUUAUUCAGCGCAUCACCUGAUGAAGCUAGGAAGGAAAUUGGACAAGCCUAUUUUGACUGUCUGAGCCUUGGAGGUAGGUUUUCAAGUGACUCUACUGCUUUGAUCGGUGGUCUUAUUGCUAGCCCACUGCAUCUGGUUAUCCACUUCCUUGUUGCUGUUACUCAUGGAGUUGGUCAUCUACUGUUGCCAAUUCCAUCAGUCCGGGGAUUACGUGGUAGUGCGAGACUGAUUUCUGCUGCUGCAGGUAUCGUUCUCCCCCUCAUGAAAGCAGAAGGGGUUAGGCAAACGUUCUUCCCAGCUACUUUUCCUGCAUAUUAUAGAGAUCCUCCUGCCCAACUGAAACAAUAAGAACAUGGGGAGGGCCAGGACGGGGCCAUGCUCAGUGUCUACCUUCUUCCCCUUAUUUCUGCAUAUUUGCCAUGGUCCAUGGUUUAUUCGUGGGAAUGUAUGUGAUGUAUAUUGGGACUAUGUGUGUGUGUAUGUAUGUAUGCUGAGAUCUCUGUAUACAAUCGUGUGUUGUGAAUACAAAACAUGUUUCCACACCUUAUAAAACAUAUGCUGUGAUGAUGUGAAUUAAGCUCCCAAA
This is a messenger RNA of Musa acuminata subsp. malaccensis (wild Malaysian banana), 616 nucleotides long. The record is from RefSeq and is a predicted model, not a curated record. NCBI's taxonomy places the organism in Eukaryota, Viridiplantae, Streptophyta, Magnoliopsida, Zingiberales, Musaceae.